AUGCUACUUGAAAAAUUUCUCUUUCCGGCACCGAAUCCACCUCAUUAUACAUUGACAUCGCAUAGAGAACAUCUUUUUUGGCUUCCAUCUGAUUCGAAUUCAGCUAAAACACCGUCAAUCCCAUGUAUGCUUUAUUCACUAUCUCCUGAAGCUCAAUAUUUCAUUAUUUGGUGUCAUGGGAAUGGUUGCGAUAUUGGCAGCAUGGAUAUGACAUUGACGACAUUGAGCCGACGACUUCGUGCACAUGUACUUAUCUUUGAAUAUCCUGCCUAUGGUUUAUUGAAAGGAAUAACAUCAUCACCAAGUCAAGCAUCAAUAAAUAACCAUGCCGAACGUGCCUAUUCGUUCGUUCGUGAUACGCUCAAAUGGCCAACGGAUCGAAUCAUUAUCUAUGGGCAUUCGAUAGGGUCCGGAGCCGCAUGUCAUCUUGCUUCGACUCACCCAGUCGGUGCACUCAUUCUUCAAUCUGCAUAUACAUCGAUCAGCAAUUUAGUUCGAGAAAAAGUUGGCCUAUUAUCAAAGAUAAUCACGGGUCCAUUUUGGGAUAAUUGUGAAGCAAUGAAACGUAUUACAUGUCCAACAUUAUUCAUUCAUGGGCAACGUGAUACAUUAAUUCCAUCACAUCAUUCUCAAAGAUUGUUCGAUUCAUUGAAUCUUCUUGACAAGAAGCAACUUGCAUUUCUACCGAACGAUGAUCAUAAUUCCAUAUCCGAUCCGAUGAUUCUGAAAUAUGCUGUACCGUUUCUCAAUCAGCAUUUUCAUCCGGCAACAGAACCAUUGCCUCGAAUAGAAAUUGAUCCAAUUUUACGUGAACCUUCCCCAAUCAAUCCGAACUCAAAGUCUAGUAUUUUCUCGUCUCUAUUCAACAGCUCAAAGAAUGCCACUACAUCAAUACUACGUUCGUCUACUUCAAAAUGUAAUAAUGAACAAAACUAA
Rotaria sp. Silwood1 is the source of this 936-nucleotide messenger RNA. The record is from the annotation of a GenBank genome assembly. Lineage: Eukaryota; Metazoa; Rotifera; Eurotatoria; Philodinida; Philodinidae.